ACAAUUGCUUGGUCGAGGUUCCCCAUAGUCAGUCACGCGAGACAAAGGGGGAACAGAAACUUUUUGUUCACUGAAGAAGCGAAAGAAGACAGAGUGGACUGUAGUUAUCGUUAAAUUUAGGUAACGUUAGGAAGAACGAUACAUAGCAGACACAUAUGAGAGUCAUGGUUGUAAGAUGCUGGCUCAUAUAUUUAAUACUACAUCUGAUAGACAAAGGGUCUCUGCAGGACCCACUUGAAAUUGAGGGUGUUGUUGGAGAUUCUGUCAUCUUGCCAUGUUCAUACAAGGAAAGAGUGCUAAACCCAGAUGAAAGGAAUGUGUUUUGGAGAUACAAUACACACAAGAAUGUUUAUGAUAUUGAAAAAGGCAAAGAAGUAACAGAAGACCAGGAUGCAGUGUUCAAAGAUCGAAUAGAAAGUUUCCCAUUAGAGUAUAAAAAUGGAAACUUCUCCAUCAAACUCAACCAUCUAAGGUUCACUGAUAAUGGGGAGUUCUUCUGCUAUAUCUCAAAAGUGGAACGGCAAUACAAUCUAAGGCUGACAGUCAGAGCUCCACCACCUACUUUGUCUCCUCCAAAACCAACAGCUGAUUCAAGAAGCUCUUCCAUGAAAACACAACAGGAUGGAAUUGUAAAUUUCCUUAUUGCUGUUUUGGAAUUUUUUGUUUUGCAUUAUUUCUGAGUAUUUUACUAGAAUACUGUAUUGCUAAACUCACACUGUGCCUUUCUUUAACGUAUACUCACAAUUGUUUGUUUUUGUGCCCCACAAGAAUUGACCUAUUAUUAAGCCCGCCCCCCUUAGUUACUGUUGCUCACUCGGAGUUGCUCUUACAAUGACAGCUGUCAGUGAAAACCUUCGUCCGAAGUGUUUCUGAUACAUUUAGGACACAGAUGGACAUUCAAGUGGUACUUAAAUAUGCCAUGGAGGGAUACAUAAAAUAUGUGAAAAUACAUAUGUAAAAAUACAGAUCACAAUGCAAACAGGAGAAUUAUGUUACGGUUGUCAAAAUCGCAAUGACAGCAUCCUGGUUCAACACCAUUCAUAUACUUCAGUGUAAAAUUAAAUUAAUUUACAUUUAACCAGAUUAUAGGCACUCUCAUAUAGACCUUUGUUCAUUUGUUUUGACUUUCACUGCACAGUACACGAUGUGAGAACAGUUUGCUAUUUAGGUUUCUUAGUUAGCAUGGCCUCACUUACUUUAACAUUUGCUAGUUUUAGCCAGAGUUACCUUGGUGAAGCAGAAGAUGACAUUAACAUUCUGCUUAAGCAGAUGAGUGUAACUUAAUGAGAGCAUGACAACCAGAAAAUUAACCUUUUCUUCUUUAUUUUGAUUGGGGUUGAAUAAUUAGGGACAUUUUGCUCUGUUUUGGUUGGAUUUAGGAAAUGGAUUAAAAUUAAUUACAUUGUCUAUCCUCUCAGGAUUACUGUACUCCAGGCACUUGUUUUUUCCAUUUACCCAUUAAACCGAUGCAAGCU
This is a messenger RNA of Carassius auratus (goldfish), 1475 nucleotides long. RefSeq names its product CD276 antigen homolog. The transcript has 4 exons. Lineage: Eukaryota; Metazoa; Chordata; Actinopteri; Cypriniformes; Cyprinidae. The record is from RefSeq and is a predicted model, not a curated record. Gene Ontology annotation, cellular component: external side of plasma membrane. Gene Ontology annotation, biological process: immune response; T cell costimulation; cellular response to lipopolysaccharide. The coding region runs from base 156 to 680 and encodes 174 amino acids.